Molecule: messenger RNA, 201 nt
Organism: Dentiscutata erythropus
Lineage: Eukaryota; Fungi; Glomeromycota; Glomeromycetes; Diversisporales; Gigasporaceae
Source: the annotation of a GenBank genome assembly
AUGGCUCAACGAGCCUCGGCAUUCAAGUACCUUCAUAGAAAAAAAGAUACCCAAGUUACCAAAUAUAAUACAGAUGAAUUAACAAAUUUAUUAAUAGAUAAUGAUAUUCAUUCACCUAAACUACCGAACCCUGGUAAGGCUAUGGAUGAGAAAGGACAAUUGUAUAUUAAUGUUCAUGGCCUAUUUUGGAGGUUGAGUAAG